AUGUCUAACCAAUCAACUGAUGGUUUUCAGGGUUCUCAACCCUUUAUAACAGAUAAACAAUUUCAGAAUUCAUCUUUGGAUGAAAUAAGACAUAUAAUAGCAGAAGAAAAAGAAGAACUUAAGAAAGAUUAUAAGGAAUUAGGAAAAAGAAGAAAAUUAAUUAAACAAUAUAAAAAAUUAAAAGAAGCUAGAGAAAAAGUAAAACAAGGUAUAGAUAUAAAAAAAGAAAUCAAAAAACCUAAACCCUCAGCCAAAACGGUGGUUCCUUUUAAAAAGAUGAAAACAUUUGACGAGUAUUUUGAGGAAUGUAUAAAAAAUAGAAAGAUCCCAAAAGAUACUCCUUCUUAUUUUCGUGAAGCUCUUGGGCGUGCUAUUUUAGAAUAUGACCAAGGACUUGAAAAAGAAAAAUCAGCUUUUGAAGACUUUGCUGUUAAGUACACUAUUCAAGGAAUUCCUGGUCUUACUCCAAUUCAGUUUUUUGAGCGAAUCUAUAAAACUUUAAAAGAUUUUUUUACAUAUCAUCGAAAUAUAAAAUUUAAGAUGAUUUUGGUUUGUAUCAGGGAAAAACAAACUAUUCAACAAAAUGUUGGUGUUGUAGGAUUAGAAGAAGGUAAAUCUUACUUUACUUCAGGUACGUAUAAUAAUAUUAAAUCAACAGAUGUUGACAAAUUAAUUAAAAUAUGUAUAGAUGGUAUUGAAGGAGGUAUUGAAAAUUAUCAAGAAACUGGAAGUGCAUGGUAUUUUAAAGAAGUUGAAAAACUUGAAAUUCAUACUGUUGAAUAUAAUCCAACAAAGGGGUCAUCUUACAUUCCUCUUCCGGAUUGGAUAUCAAAUAAAAAAGCAAUUGUUAAUAUUGAAAACAAAGUUGAGAAAUGCUUUAUUUGGUGUAUACUUAGAUAUCUUCAUCCAAGAAAAGAUAAUGAUAGCCGAUUGGCAGAUUUAAAAAAGUAUGAGUUUUCACUUAACACUAAAGGAAUUACUUUUCCUAUGAAAUUAAAAGAUAUCACCAAAUUUGAAAAACUUAAUCCAUCAAUUCCAGGAAUCAAUGUCUUUUCAGUUAAUGAAAGUAAAAAUUUUUAUCCUUUGAGAAUGGCAACGAGAGAUUUUUUAAAUACUAUUGAUUUAUUUUUGUAUGAAGAAGAUGGUGUUUCACAUUAUUCACUAAUUAAAAACUUUACUCGUUUGAUAAAGACGGAAAAAACUGCAAGUAAGAAUGGUACAAUAUUUAUUUGUAAGAAGUGUUUUACUCAUUACACUAAAGAAGAAUUAUUACAAAAACAUACCUUAUAUUGUUCAAAUAAUGAAACAGGUUCUGUAAAAAUGCCUCAAAAAAACACAAUGUUACAUUUUAAAAAUUACUACAAACAACUUCCUAUUCCUUUUGUAGUUUAUGCAGAUUUUGAAUGCUUUACCAAACCAAUGAAUACUUGCAGUCCUAAUCCAAAAGAAUCGUAUAAUUACAACUAACAAAAGCAUGAACCAUCAGGAUUUUGUUUUUAUAUAAAAUGAGUGGUUGAUAAAAAAUUUAAACCAAUCAUUUAUUCAAAAACAAAAGAAGAUGAAGAUAUAUCAAAAGUAUUUGUAGAAAAACUUACAGAAGUAACUAAAGGUAUAUAUAAUGAUUUUUAUCGUAGACCAAAACCUCUUAGGCUAACUCGAGCUGAACAAAAAUCAUUUGAUGAAGCGGAAAUUUGUCAUGUUUGUAAAAAAGAAUUAAAAAAAGAUAAAGCAAGAGAUCAUUGUCAUUUUACUGGCCAGUACCGUGGUGCAGCUCAUAACAGUUGUAAUUUGCAGUGUCGAAAACCAAUGAUUCUUCCAGUUAUAUUUCAUAAUCUUCAAGGAUAUGAUGCUCAUUUAUUUAUAAAACAACUUGCUCGUUUACCAGGUGAUUUGAACUGUAUUCCAUCAACAGAGGAAAAAUAUAUUUCCUUUUCUAAAAGUAUUAAGGUUGAUGAGUACAGGUCUAAUAAAAGUGGGUUAAUGGUUCCAAUAAAUUUUGAAAUACGAUUUUUAGAUUCAUUCAAGUUUCUUCAAACAUCACUUGCCAAUCCAGUUGGAAAUUUACAACCAGGUGAUUUCCAUAAUACAAAACAAGUAUUUAAGAAAAAUGUAAACCUACUAACUCGUAAGGGAGUUUAUCCUUAUGACUAUGUUUCAUCUCUCGAAAAACUAUACGAAACACAAUUACCUCCAAAAGAGGAAUUCUAUUCAAAGCUAAGUGAUGGAGAAAUAAGUGAUGAUGAUUACUAA
Molecule: messenger RNA, 2250 nt
Organism: Porites lobata
Lineage: Eukaryota; Metazoa; Cnidaria; Anthozoa; Scleractinia; Poritidae
Source: the annotation of a GenBank genome assembly